This is a messenger RNA of Solanum verrucosum, 2024 nucleotides long. Its product is annotated as protein BONZAI 1-like. Gene Ontology annotation, cellular component: plasma membrane. Bases 103 to 1836 code for a protein of 577 amino acids. Gene Ontology annotation, molecular function: calcium-dependent phospholipid binding. The transcript is spliced from 16 exons. Lineage: Eukaryota; Viridiplantae; Streptophyta; Magnoliopsida; Solanales; Solanaceae. The record is from RefSeq and is a predicted model, not a curated record. Gene Ontology annotation, biological process: cellular response to calcium ion.
CAUUAUACAGUAAAGUUCAAUUUAUUAACCAAAGUUUCUGCGCGCACAGAUAUUUAGAUUUGUAGCUUCCUGAAAUUGUAGCAAUCGGCGGCAGUAGCAGCCAUGGGAAAUUGCUGCUCCGACGAGAACGGUGGACAUUCGGCGGUCGGCGGUAACGGUGCUUACGCGGCGAAUCAAAACAACGGUCAUAACGAAGCCGUCGACGCUCUUUUCAAGUCUCGCGGUUACCAAGGCCUCUACUCGCACGUCGAGUUAUCUCUAUCUGCUACUGGUUUGCGUGAUCGCGAUGUGCUUUCCAAGAGCGAUCCUAUGGUAGUCAUUUAUUCAAAAGGAAGAGAUGGUUCAUUGCAAGAGCUUGGUCGUACUGAAGUAGUUCCAAACUCAUUGAAUCCCAAGUGGAUUACAAAGUAUACUAUUGCCUAUCAUUUUGAGACAGUGCAGAAUUUGGUGUUUCGUGUCUGUGAUGUUGACACUCAAUUUCAUAAUCAAGAUGUCAAGAUGCUUAAACUGGAGGAGCAGGACUUUCUUGGUGAGGCUAGUUGCACAUUAUCUGAGAUUGUAUCAAAGUCAAAUGGGUCCCUGACCUUAGACCUUAUACGUGGAGAACAAUCUUCUGGUCCAAAGCAUGCCCAAAAGUCUGGUAAGCUUACUGUUUGUGCAGAAGAAAGUGUUGCAUCAAAGACUACUGUAGAGUUGAAAUUGAGAUGUUCAGAGUUGGUGUCUAAGGAUUUGUUCUCCAAAAGUGAUCCCUUUUUGGUGAUAUCUAAACAUACAGAGAGUGGAAUGGUGGUUCCAAUUUGCAAAACAGAAGUUAUAAAAGAUGAUCAUAGUCCAAAGUGGAAACCGAUUACCGUGAAUAUUCAACAAGUUGGAAGUAAGGACAGUCCAUUGACAAUUGAGUGUUAUGACUUCAAUUCAAACGGAAAGCAUGAUUUAAUUGGCAAGGUUCAGAAAUCACUAGCAGAUUUAGAAGUGUUGCACUCGACUGGUUCGAGUGCAAAUCUUUUCACAUCAGCUGCUGUAGGACAAAAUUCGCAAAACAGGGUCCUAAAGAGCCAGCUUUUUGUGGAUAGCUUUUUCGAGAAAACGCAGCAUACAUUCCUCGAUUACUUGGCAUGGGGUUAUGAACUUAACUUCAUGGUGGCCAUUGACUUUACUGCUUCUAAUGGAAAUCCACGCUUACCGGAUUCAUUGCAUUAUAUCGAUCCUUCAGGACGGCCAAAUGAUUAUCAGAGAGCCAUCUUGGAUGCUGGAGAGGUAUUGCAGUUCUAUGAUAAAGACCGAUGUUAUCCUGCUUGGGGUUUUGGAGCGCGCCCAAUUGAUGGCCCUGUUUCUCAUUGCUUCAAUCUAAAUGGCAGCAGUGACUACUGUGAGGUGGAAGGAAUCCAGGGUAUCAUGACGGCAUACAUGAGUGCCCUUUUUAAUGUUUCACUUGCAGGACCAACUAUAUUUGGACCAGUUGUUACGUCAGCUGCAGAUAUAGCAAAUCAAUCCUUGAUGAAGCGCGAGCGGAAGUACUUCAUUUUGUUAAUAAUCACGGACGGAGUGAUAACAGAUCUCCAAGAAACAAUGGAUGCCCUUGUUCAUGCUGCGGAUUUGCCAUUGUCAGUUCUUAUUGUUGGGGUUGGAGGAGCUGAUUUCAAGGAAAUGGAGAUUUUAGAUGCUGACAAACAGAGACUUGAAUCAACGCGUGGACGUGUUGCAGUGCGUGACAUAGUCCAAUUUGUUCCCUUCCGGGAUGUACAAAGUGGAGACUCGGUCCUUCAAGCUCUUUUAGCAGAAUUACCUUCCCAGUUUUUGGAAUACAUGCGGCUCAAAAGGAUCCAGCCAACUUAAUGAUCAUACAAGAAUUGUACAUACAAAUGUUGAUUCGUGUAUUGUGUCCUGUGAAAAUCGCCAUUUUCUAGCUUGUUCCUCAAUGGUGUCAAAAGUUUUGUUUUUGGAUGUCUCAUUUCGUCUUCUCUUUCCUAUUUCCCAGAAGCUUGUACUUAAAUUAUAUUUCUUCAUAAUCAUGUUCUUAUUUA